This is a messenger RNA of Symbiodinium necroappetens, 5918 nucleotides long. NCBI's taxonomy places the organism in Eukaryota, Dinophyceae, Suessiales, Symbiodiniaceae. The record is from the annotation of a GenBank genome assembly.
GCAGUGCUGCAAGGUAUGGCCAUGAGGAUCAAGGCAAGCGAGGCCGUUCUUCUUGAGUUCUCUGAGGGGUGGGUCCUUUGCCAAGCUGAGCACUGUCACUUGGUUGUCAGCCCGGCGGUCCAACUGCCCGACCUUCUUGCUCUUUUGGGUCACGAGUUCCCAGCGGAGACGUACCAGCAACUGCAACCUGUGCCGGUCCCCUUGGACUCGGCCCUGCCUGCCACCUUUGACCCCCCCGCGGAGGCCCAGCUUGACUUGGAGGUUUUGCCCUCACUUCCCCUUGCGUGCGGCCACGACCACACAGGUGCUGACCAAGACUUGUUGCUUGUCAUCGGCAGGCAAGCCUACUAUGCCUUGAACAGGUCAGGGCCUCUUUUCUUCUGGGAGAUGGCACAAACUAUGGCCAUGGAAGGCUGGCGCCAAGCCGAGUUCUUUGAGACGGACGAUUGGUUUUCCUUUGAGGGCCAUAAGAUCCUUUGCAAGGCUGAUUUGAGGGGCAUUGUUCAAUUCCGAGUGGUUGAUUGCCUAGAGGACUUGCCGUGGCGGGUCUCCUUGGACCAUCUGGCAAGCUUCAAGGUGUUGAGUGCAGCCGGCCCCCCCAGGGUUCGAAUCUCGGGUCCUUCCACCUUGCAGCUCUGCCGUGAGUUCCCGAUCCGUUUGUUCGCGGCCUGGGGCUGGAUUGUUCAAUUGCGGCCGGGCGCCACCAGUGCUCACGUCUUUGCCGAUCUUGUCUUUCUUCCGGGGCGUGACCGCCUGCGCAUUCCGGAGGCCCAGGUCUUGCUUCGGCUCAGCCGCCAGGUUUUCACAGGCCUUCUGCGCGCCAUGGAACAUGUUGCCCUCCAGGAUGCCUCUCCCACAGUCGCUUGCAAGGUCCAGGUUCAAGGCGCCACCUUUUGGUUCGGUCACCUUCCAGCUGACCUCUCCUUCCAGGAUCUUAGUGCCCUUUGGGAUCAGGACAUCUCUCUGCGUGAGGCCACUUGUGGUCCGACUCCCGCUGGGUUCGUCAACAGCGGCGGCUGGCUUCUUGUUACUUUCAUGCCAGAAACCCGAGGCGGCGGAGCAAAAGAUGCUAAGUUCAGGGCGGCCCAAAAGGACUUGGCCCAGCUGCUCCUUGACCGUGGGGUUCCCUUGAACCCGGCUACUGGCAUUGUCGAUAAGCUUCUAGGUGCCGCAGGUGUGGCGCGGGUGCAGCGCGCGCUUGAUCUUGUUGAGGCCACCAAUCGUUGGUUGCAAAUCCAGGACCUCGCUCGACAGUUCGCGGUGGUGAUACCGGAGAGCGUACCCGGCACUGACAAAGCUCUCGCCUCUACUGCUGCUGAGGCUGCCAAGCGCCGGGCCAAGACUGAAACCAAGGUCAAGGCCUCCGACUUUGUGCUCCUUCCAGGCUUUUUCAAGAAUGCUGAUGGCACCGCAGCCACCGUCCUUAAGCAGCUCAUGCCGGGAGCCAGUGGCGUCUUUCUUUGCGAUGGGACUGAGGCUCCUCGCCUCCUCUCAACUUGGGCUGGCACCUGCUCGGAUGAGUUGGGCUUGAUUGUGUUGGGCCACUGCUGCCCUGAUUCCUCCACUUGCCAAGGCCGAUGUGGCGUGCCGGCCUCUACCCUCACAGGCGACCAGGUUCUUCUGCACGCGUGCUGGCAUUGUCUAGGGCGUAGCCCUCUGCACAUCAAAUGUGACAAUGAUGCCUCCAUCACCCUUCCGGAGGCUACCUGCAUUUGCGUCACGGUUCACAGGGAUGAGUUUUCUAGUCAAGAGUGGCAGAGCAUCACCACCAACCCGGUCAGGGCUGUCGCCGAGCGCCUCAGAAGCCGAGGCUCCACCACUGUUCUGGAGUCCCCCUGGGGCCGCAGCUUUCGCAAAGAUAAUAAACCCGGGGUGCCAGGCGACUGCUCUUCUGUCCAGUUCCACUGCCGCAUACAGAAUUCUGACCUGCUGCAGCUACUUCGCGUCUCCGGCCACUCUGGUGUAUACAUCACACCUAAAACUUGGCAGGGUGACAUUGCCAAAGGCUACGCCAUUGUCUGGACCACAGGUGAUCAGGAAGAGGCCAAGCGGCUUUCGCUUCAGGUCGCGGACCCUCUGGGUAUCGUCCGCUCCAAAAAGCGGUUCGGCAUCCGUGUCGCUGAGGCCAACUACGAGGCCACUUGGGCCACCGUCCGCCCGGGUGAUGCCAGCGCCCCGCCCAAGGUUGAGGUCACAGGUCUUUACAAGCUGCUUUCGGCGCCCCCGCAACUUCGCGGCUCUGACAUUCAGGACUGGGCCAAACAGAUGGGCUGGACAGUACGUCCUCUGCGUUGCUUGAGCCCUGGUCAGUGGCUUCUGGGCUCAAACGGGCCCCCUCCGUCGGGCCUCUUGAGCAUCAACCAACAAGUUGUGCUUGUGCAGCCGGUGGCGCCUCGCAGCUCAGACAAGCCUGUUGUGCAAGCAGGUCGCGCUCCUCGCGCCUCCCCUGCCGCCUUGCCUGCCCCUGAAGCGGAGGACCCUCUUGCUUCCAAUGACCCAUGGCGCUCCUACCUUUCGUCCGUUGGGCGUGCUCCGGCUGCCCCGCAGAGAUCUGCCGAAGCGCCUCACCAGCAGCGUUAUGACCAGCAGGAAACGCGACUCCAGAAGCUGGAGGCCGGAUUGGAAGAGGUCCGCCGCGGCCACACCGCCAUGGCCCAGCAGCUCUCGUCUACCCAGACUAUCGUCGAGGCUCAGGUCGAGCAGGUCAAGGGCGAUCUCAACAACUUCGCACGGGACUUCCAGCAACAGCUUCACUCCAACGCUGAGGCACAGCGUCAGGCACAAGCCGCCCACCAAUGCCAGAUGCUCGCCGGCUUCGAUGAGAUCAAAGCCAUGCUUGCUGCGUCCCGCCCUCCUUCGGUGAAACGUCCUGCUUCGGAGGAAUGGCAAUUACAGCAGAUCCAAGCUGAUGUGCUCAUUGCAAGUGAAACUUCUGCCAAUGCGCAGGCCUUGCCUGCGCCGAUGGACCUCAGUUGCCGCCUCUCCGAGGCUUUUGUCAGACUCCACUGCCUGGAAGUCAAAGUUAUCACCAUCUACGGGGUUCCGCGCUGUCUUCCCGAGGCAGCGGCCAAAAACGAUCUUUUGUUGGCCUGGGCUUACCAACGGGCCACCUUGUCAUGUGUUCCGGCGAUUGUGGCGGGUGAUUUCAAUACCUGCCCCACUGAGCUACCUUCUUGGCAAGCGUUCCAGGGCCUUGGUUGGGUCGAGUUAGGCGAGUACGCUUCCGUGGUGCAUGACUUGCACCUUCCAUGCACCUGCAAAGGCGCCACCAGGUAUGAUACCUUUCUUCUGCCUCCUUCCCUUUUCCAGUUUUUCUCAUCGGCCGAUGUUUUGGAGGACAGCCACCUCUUCGACAGCCAUGCUCCCAUGCGGCUACACCUUCGCAUGCCAGGUCUUGCGCCCUCCAAAUGGCUCUGGCCCCUCCCGCGCACCUUUGAGGGGCUGCUGCUCAAUGCUGAUAACCUCGCCCCGGCCUACACAGCGGUCGGUGUUCCUUUGCGCCCGGCUUUUGCCCCUGAGGUCCCCGAGGUUUCCCAAGGCGAUAAGUUGCGCUUGUGGUCCACCGCUGUUGAGGAUGCCGUCUCCCGGGCCAUCAAACUUGAACAUGCUUCCCAGCCUCAGCAAAACCUCCGGGGGCUUCCUCGCUCUUGCCGAGGACGUUGCCGGCCGGUUGAGCGCAAAAAGGCUUGCCCGCCCCGACUCCCCAGAGCGGGCCGACAUGGCGAUCCCGAGCCAGUGGCCGAGGACACUUCUGUGCUGGGCCGCCAACGCUUGCGGCAACUCCGCCGCCUCACCACCUUCACGCAAGGCCUCUCUAAACAUCUGCGCGGUGCUUUCCGGGGCCCCUUGUCCCCUGAUGGCUGGCCGAUUAGCCUUGACAAGGAGUGGGGCGCUAUCUGCAGGGCGUCUGGUUACGGGGCUUCCUUCCAGCGCUGGGUUCUCCAAUGGCCGUGCUUCGAGUACUACCCGCUGCAGCGGCCGGAGCUUGCUUUCGUCAAUGACCUCACCAGCCUGGUUAAGUUUGAUGUGGAUGCCUUGCAGCGCCAAGCGGUCGCAGUCAAGUGCAAGCUCUUCAAAUACCAACUGCAGGUUGAUGCUUCUGACUUUGGGGGCUCCAGGAGCUUCGUUCGCAUCCGGCCGCCCGAGAAGCCUCCCUUCACAUGUGUUAUGCUGGAUCACACUGCUCCGGCUCGCCUCCUCAGACGGCACACCUUCCAGCUCUGUACCUUUCAGGUCCGCGACAGCAAGCCUUUUGAGUUACUCAGCCAGGUUUCCUUUGCCCAGGUGCAAGGUCAGGUGACUGAUUCCCAGGCCGAAACUGUCACUGUGCUCUUCCCAGCAGAUGAUGACAUAGUUCUGCCCUCCACGGGCGAGCUGCGACGCCUCCGUCACGAUUCCUCUUGGGAGGGGGUCGUGGGUUCUCUCAUGGCUUACUGGAGCCCCAUCUGGAAUCGGGAAUCCGCGCAGGCCGCCUCGGAUCUUGAAGAUUGGCCCAGCUAUUGCAAUCUGGUUCGCCUCUUGACCAGCCCGUGCUCCCACAUAGCCGUCAACAUGUUGGACGAGGCCGCCUGGCUACACGUCGCCCGUAGCCUCUCGCCUCGCAAGGCAACCGGUGUUUGUGGCUGGCACAACAAAGACCUCAGGCUGCUUCCUCGUGAUGCCUUAGUUGACCUGGCCUCCAUUCUGGACCAACUCCUUACGGCUGGUUUCCCGGAUUUCCUGAUGAAGGCUCGAGUUGCGGUCCUCAGCAAGGUCACAACCCCGGACAGUGCAGCGCAAGCCCGGCCCAUCACCAUACUCAGCUGCCUUUUCCGCCUGUGGGCUCGGGUCCUUUGCACUCAGGUUCUCCAGGCGUGGAGCUUGAAGCUCCCGCGGUCCAUAACCGGUUGCAUUAAGGGUCGCUCGGCCCUCGACCUUUCUUAUGAAGUUCAAGCCCUGGUUGAGGAGAGCCUCUGCCAGCAGACUGAUUUAUCAGGCUUCUGUUUGGACUUGCGCAAAGCCUUCAACUUUCUGCCGCGCGCCCCCCUUGAGGACCUUCUCAAGCGACUGGGCUUGCCUGCUUACGUGGCCUCUGGGUGGCACCUCUCCCUGGCUCGGGUCACUAGGUCUUUCCAGAUCCAUGGCAGUCUGGGCCCUGAACUGCCUUCUAGCACAGGCGCUCCCGAAGGUGACCCCACAUCCGUGUUGGGUAUGAUUGCUGUCUGCUGGUUUUUCGUCGCGUUGCUCCAAGGGGUGGUCUCCCCAAAAGCCUACGUUGAUAACCUCUCUUGGUCUUCCGACGAUCCAGAGAACCACGCCCCGGCCCUGCUCAUCUUGGAGGACUUUCGCCAGGCCCUUUCCCUUGAAAUAGACUGGCAUAAGACCUACCAGUGGGCUACUUCCUUGUUGUCGCGCAACUGGUGGCUCACGAUAGGGGUGGACUUCCUGCCGGGCGCUGUCUGUAUGGUGGAGACUGUCAAAGAGUUGGGCUCCUACUUCCAGUUCACUCGUCGCUUGUCACGCGGCCCCUUCUUGCAACGUGUGCAAGAGGCUUUGCAGCGCCUCUCCAAGCUCGGCUCCGAUCCCCAGGGCCUCCCCACCAAAGCUCAGGUUGUUCAGGGCGGUGUGUGGCCCUUUCUCUUUUUCGGUACCGAGGGCAUCGCCCCGUCUUGCACCACCAUGCACAGUCUGCGCAGCGCGGCCGCCCGGGCUAUCAUUGGCAAUUACCAUACCCUGUCCCCCUUUGCAGCUCUUGGCUUCCUACAGGGAGCACAAGAUCCAGAAAUUUUUCUCUUGUGCCACCAUGUCAGCCAACUCCGGCGUGCUCUUGUCACCUCGCCGUCUGUAGCCUCUCAGGUCCUCCGUUCUCCUCCACCGCAAUGCCCAGGGCCUCCGGUUACCCAGAAUCGGGGUAACCAGAUUGGUAACCCAGAAUUUAG